Messenger RNA from Colletotrichum scovillei, 2253 nucleotides. RefSeq lists its product as uncharacterized. NCBI's taxonomy places the organism in Eukaryota, Fungi, Ascomycota, Sordariomycetes, Glomerellales, Glomerellaceae. The transcript has a single exon. The record is from RefSeq and is a predicted model, not a curated record. Bases 1 to 2253 code for a protein of 750 amino acids.
AUGGCUACUGAUGGCUCUGACUGUCCCGAGAACAAUAAUUCAACCGACUGUCUUCUACGGAAUCUACUUCAACUCUUGAACGACCAGCGCAAUGCUGAUGAUGCAGAAGUCAAUUGGGAUCCUAUUUCCUUCGCGUUCUCCUCCCUCCUCGGCGUUGCUGCAGCCACAUUCGCCCUGGUCACAAUUUGGCAAGCUAUUGCGGCUGCCGGAAAAGGUUGGCGAAAGACGAAUCGCAAUGCUAUCGGUGACUGGGCUGCCCGGACUGAAAGCAGGUGGAUCUGGUCUGAAAUGAGUUACAAAACAACGGCCUGGACCCCAAUCUUGAAUGCGAAAACAGUACACUUAUUCGUGGGCAAAGACAACUCGCAAGCAGAGGAUAAGAAGCUUUCUUUAUGGGCAAAAACAAGAACUUUUCUAUACAAGCUUAUCCCCGAUUCGUUCCUUCCACGAGUAACGCCUCCACAGUCUGAUCCCAACAUCGAAGACAGACCUGCAGCAACAUGGGUGCGCUUUCUGGAAGAACUCGGGUUGAGAAAGGCUGAACUUUCAGGGGAAGAAGACAAGGAAGGGCUGCGGCGAGUGGUUGCCGACUAUUUGCCGGAUGAUCUCCCCGCUGCUCCUGCGUACGCUCAAGUCGGCCUUAUUGUUGCAGCUACAACAUUGGCAGGUGUUCAAGUACAGAGCGUGAAGAAAUCAACAGACUCAGUAUAUCCUCUUAUCGUCGGCAGAGGCUUUCAAUUAGACUUUCGAGAGCACCCGCUGCUUGGAAUCGUUGGCGUGUACUCACGUUAUGAACCAGCUCGCAGAAAGCAUUCUCAGUUCAAGCCAGAACACCUUGCCAUGGUCAUGAAAUAUGGCCGUGGAAGUUUCAAGGCGAUGGAAAUUUGCGGUAGCUCCUUAAGUACCAUCGACACCCAAGACUUAGACUCGUCAACGCACCUUCAGCAAGCGAAAACUCUCAUGAUGUUUGAGGUACAAGGAAGCUAUCAGUUCUCAGACGCAUUUAUCUCGACGCUGGGGGCUGCCUUUAAUGAUUUUGUUCCGAUGUCACACUUAUUCUUGGCUGCCACGCCUGCACUUUGUCCCUUGCUGUUCCCUAGAUCGGCUUUUACGACAACAUUUCCGAUGUCCAUGCUUGCUCUGCUCGGACAAUAUUGGUCGGCAGUACAGAUAAAUAAGAUCAAAGGACGGGCCAGAUUACAAGCCAUAGAUCCACGGGACGCCCCGAAGUGGCCACAUUUCAAAUGGUUAACAUCACGUGAUGUGGCCCCGGAAGAAGAAAACGAGAAAACCGAUCAGAAGCAACAAGAACGCAAACCAAUAAUUAGAAGCAUGCCUGGAUGCGAAGAGGAAGCAGUCAACGGAGACGGUGUACCGGGAAACUCAUGGAUUCAUGGCUAUCUCGACGUAUUGCACCUGUGCACCGUGUUACUAUACGAUGCCAAGAAACUCCAAGCUUGGUUCGAUGGCCUUCUAGAAAUAGAUCAGGUUUACAUCCGGAAGAACAUCAUGAAGCAGUUGAAUGAGAUUGACGUAUGGCUGGGCAUUUCCUCACAACCGCGGAAAGACACCAAGCUGGCCGACGAAUGGAGCCCCACACAACUCAAAUCGGACUUCCUUGAAUCCCGUAUUGCCACACUAUACCGAAGAUUUGUCAUCCUUUGGCGGGUAGAACAAGUUCAGCAGGAAAUGGAAGAGAAUGGAUGGUCGAGAGAAGAUCAUGAAUCUCGCAAUGACAAAUCCGCGUCUGCAAUACACGGCAGCAUAUUCUACUACGUGGAUUUGGUGGUUCAAGACCUCAAAAGCAUAAAACACAAAAUCGCUGAGAAGUACGACCAGUACUCCAUGCUGACUAUAGAAAUCAAGACAGAGCAAGAGGACGCAGAAAAGGACGAAGAUCCGAAAGACAUUCAUCUGGUGGAGCUCUACGCGCAUUGCCGAAAGUAUCGCGCGUACUUAUACACCAUCUCAGGAUUUGACAUGAGUCAGAAUUGUAUUGGAGACUUAUACCAGCUAGUGGAGGAACUUGACGCAAUACACUACCUUACGUUAGCACGGGAGGAAUUCACUGAUGUAGAUGGGAGGAAAGCGGCUACGUACAAGAUGGUAGAGCGUGGGAAGAAAGGAGGGGAACAAAACGAUAUACAUGAUGUAAUCAUUUAUCGUUGUUUGACAUUAGCGUUACUAUUUCAGACGGCUGUCGACAGUGAUACAAUGACGGAUCUGUGGGACCAAGUAGUGCCUAUUAUUUAG